GCGGCCCGCCUGUCCUUAACUAGGUGACUAGCUUUUCUCCCUUUCCCUUUCCCUUCACAUGCUGCAGUGUCUACUGUCCACUGUCCACUGUCGGUCGAGUCGAGUCAGCGCGGCCACAGGAUGAUAGGACGGUACAGGACGGUAAUAUACAGGACUGCGUUGCGUUGCAUGCUAUUGUUGGAUGGAUGACUGAGUAGCACCGUAUGCUCUACGGUUCGAUCGAGCAUCGUCUGGUCCGCACGGGUGGCGGGGAAAAGAUGUGGUCGAGCUCCUCCCCCCGCGUUUGUGCAUGGAGGCCACAUUCACAAGAUGCUGGGUCUUACGGCACGGGCGGUCGGUGGAACCACUGUUGCAGCGGCGGCGGGCAAGAGCGCAGGACGAAGGCCGGCCACGACCACGACGACCACGACGACCACGACGACGCGCUCCGGGCGGCUACCCAGCAAAACAAAAAUAUAUAGAGAUAUACAACGGGAUACAGAAUUCCCGGACGGAUGCAGUCUUUCGUUCGCUCGUUCGUGCGUUCGUUCGUUCGCCGUCUACAAAAGCUACCGGUUGCUUCCGUGACGAUGGAUGGACGGGACGGAUGGGUGGAUGGGUGGAUGGGUGGAUGGGCGAUCGUCCGGCACGGCAGACGGCAUCUAUAUCGAACGUUAGAUGCUGCUGGUGCUGGUGUUGCCGCCAUUCGAAUUCCCGUUUCGCUAUGUGCUCAGCUCACAGUUCAGUUGGCCAUAUCGUGUCGUGUCGUGUUCCCACCAUGACUCGAUCUGAUCCCCAUCGAGCGAGCGAGCCAGACAGACUUCCCGCGGAAUUGCCAAAAAUAAUAAUAAUAAUAAUAAUAAUAAUAAUAAUAAUAACAACAGCAACAAUGCCCCAUGAUAUUCGUUCGGGAUGCGACUUCUGCCCGGUCCUGCAAAUUCAUUGCACAUGCACACCCCGCGCGGAUUGGAAUCACUGCACAGCACACUCGCCACUACUAUAUGCUACUCUAUGCUACCUACUCUAUACACAUACGCACUCACGUAUGUACAACGGCCGGUCGGAUGCGGCAGAAACUACCUAUGGUAUGUACAUACUCUGUGUAUAUGCUACGCAUUGGCCGCACCGGGCUACGGACAAACCCUUGCUCAUCUGCACGGAUGCGGGGGAUGGAUGGCUGGAUGGAUGGGUGAUGGAGGAUGGAUGGAGGAGCUGCAGGGUCUGUCUCGGUGACGAUAUUGCCACGCAGCAUCGCAGGACAAACAAAGCCUGUUCCAUGUCGGUCGGCAGAGAGAGAGGGGGGGGAAGCGGAAACAAACAUUGCACAGCGCAAGCCACGAUAUCGAUGUCAAAGAAGAGAGGGGGGAGGGAGUUAGCCGGUUUCGCGGACGGACGGGUGUGUGAGGCUGUUUCCAACCGUCCAUUCGGUGGCGAGAAACGACUCGAUCUGUGCUGUGGUGUGGUGUGCUGUGUCCGCCGCGUCUGUACAUGCUGGGCAUGAUGCCCCUCUGUGUUCGCUGCUCGCUGCGGUGCAACGGCGUGCUGCGUGCUGCGUGCGACGUGCUGUGCGACGAGCGCUGGUCGUUUCAUCCGGCUCUGCUUACGUCAAUGGCGGCCCUACACCGGUGACCGAUGGAGGAGAUGCAAAACCGUGCCGGCGAGGAAAGCAGCAGGGGGCAUCGCGACCACCGGCCCCCGCACUCAAAGGCGGGAGACGCGGGGAAGACGCCCCGUCGUGCUUAUAGUACAUUUCAAGGCGCCCGCCUCAACUCAACUCGCACUCAACCCCGCGUAUGUACCACCAAGCAAGUCUACAUACAACCUCGGCGACGAGGCCGCAGUUGGUGCGACGGGUCGGGACAACUACG
Tricharina praecox is the source of this 1847-nucleotide messenger RNA. RefSeq lists its product as uncharacterized. The transcript has a single exon. NCBI's taxonomy places the organism in Eukaryota, Fungi, Ascomycota, Pezizomycetes, Pezizales, Pyronemataceae. The record is from RefSeq and is a predicted model, not a curated record. The coding region runs from base 290 to 1480 and encodes 396 amino acids.